Molecule: messenger RNA, 815 nt
Organism: Trachemys scripta elegans
Lineage: Eukaryota; Metazoa; Chordata; Testudines; Emydidae
Product: serine/arginine repetitive matrix protein 1-like
Exons: 4
Coding region: 259-714 (151 amino acids)
Source: RefSeq, a predicted model, not a curated record
CCGGCCCUGGUGUGGGGCUGCGAGGGGAGUCCAGAGUCCCCCAGGCCAGGCCAGCUUGCUGGCUGCGGGGCUGCUUUGCAUGCGAAGGAUGGCUGAGGACGUGGCUGCUCCACAUUGGCUGCCCUCGUCUGCAUGUGACAGCACCUCAUCGGGCUGGUGUGAAUGGGGAGUGGGAGAGGCAACCAGCCGCCUGCAGCCCGCUGCACAGCCCAGGGAUUACGGCCGGUCCGGUAGGCAGGGGUGGGGGCGUGACUGGCCAUGCAGAGGGGCAAGGGGCAGCAGAGAACACGCAGGACCCCGGAACAGCGCCUUCUGCUGUGCCAGAGUGAGUCCUCAGUGCAGCUGGGGAGCAGGGAGCCAUGGAGCCCGGCACAAAGCCGUCCAGCUCCCCCCAGAAGCAGGGCGGGAAAGGCCGGUCCAAGUCCACGGAGGAGAUCCAGGCCGCCAAGAAGGCGUUCCACACACCCCAGAAGUCUCUCCCCAGCCAGGAGGACACCAGCGGCUCCCAGGUACCUGCCGUCUCCUUUGCUGCCUGUUAGCCUUGAGGAGCCUGCCCUGGCCAGGAACCAGGCAGGCCCAGCUCAGGCCCUGCUCCCGGGCCAUGUGCCUGGCAAACCUCAUAUGGGUCUGGAUGCACUCUCAAGGACCCCGAGCCCGGAAAGGGCACAGGAGCUUCUAGAGGGGCCUGGGCUGAAGAUGGCAGGGCCCGGGUAGCCUGGCUGGAGGGUGGCAGGGCAGGGCCCAGGCAGGGGCCGAGGGUGGCAGGGCAGUGCCCAGGUGGGGGUUAGGGUGGCAGUGCCCAGGCAGGGGCUGAG